AUGGCGCCGAAAGGUAUUCUAAAGCAAUGCGUCAUGCUCAUCGUUUGUCAAACGCUGCUAACUUCAGCCGUUGCCACGUUUUCAGAUCAAACAGAUGACACAACUAUUGAAGAAACAUCAGCUGCUCAAGGAAUUGUUCUAGACCUCACAGAAGGAAAACUAGAUCAAAGAUUAGAAGCAUGCAACAGGACUGCGGGAAUGACGCGCUAUUUUGUCAAACCGGGAAUUAAUGGAAGAAUUAACGCUGUACAAAUCAACGGACACACAAUACAUAUGCCCACGCAACCACUACUCAAGGAAUUAUUAUGCUCAGCACCUUUCGACAAUAAAUUCACAUUGAAAUACGAUGAUGAAACAACAGAUGUAUUCACAGUCACUGCAGAUGGCAUAGAAGGAGGAAACAGAGAAGAUUAUCUCAUAACCAGCGUAACACAAACAAACGAUGAUGAACACGUGACAAAGGAAGAAACAAAAAGGUUGCAUGGACCAGCAAAAAUGAUAGAGUCGCCAAAGGCAUAUGAAACUCCAAAGGUUCAUGAAACUAAUAUUGCAAACAGCGGGAAAACACAGGCUCGCAGCUACGCUAACGCCAACAAAACUCCAAACGAACCUAGACAAACCACAAGGAUGUACCUCACGCACGAACCUGCAAGUAAUAUUACUAGCACUUCGCUGAAAAACAAGGAAGAGACUGCAGAAAAAGAAGGAAUACCGGACAUAGAUAAGGAACUAGAGGCAUCAGAAUCAGAAAGUGAUGAUAAACGGUUCGCAAACGGUGACAAAUUGCAACAAUCAUUAAGAACACCUCACCAAAUAAGCAUGAGAUCAAGCAACUCAAGGAUAAACGAAAUUUCACGUCUGGAUACGCACAGGACGCGUGCUAAUGACUUUAAUAGGGGUGCCAGACCAUCUUUCAGAGCGCAUGAAGCCAUGACAAAAGAACGCGGUUUUAAACCGACCACCCAAGAUGAAAUUGCAUUCGUAGACGGAGAUGAUGACGACGAAGACCUGGAUGAUGAAGUUGAAACGAAAUAUCCUCAUCUAUAUGUCAAAUGGCCUGAAGAAAAACGUUUAGAAGAAAAACAUAUGGAAGAGAAACGUUUAGAAGAAAAACGGUUGGAAGAGAAACCUACAGAGUCAGAACAUGCAGUUGAAGCACACAUUGAAGAAAAACCUACAGAAUCAGAACAUGCAGUUGAAGCACCCAUUGAAGAAAAACCUACAGAGUCAGAACAUGCAAUUGAAGCACCCAUUGAAGAAAAACCUACAGAGUCAGAACAUGCAAUUGAAGCACACAUGGAAGAAAAACCUACAGAAUCAGAACAUGUAGAAGAAGUACCUCCUAGGGAGAUUACCCUUGUGGUAGAUUCGAGCAAUCCCGACGUAUUAGAGGAUACAGUGGAAGAUAUUGUAUGUUACAAGGGAACUAACGGGGCUAUCAUCGGCAAUGUUGACAUUGAAGGGAAAGUGAGGCACGUUGGUGGAACGGAUGCCAAAGAUACAGUGGUCUGUGUAUCCACAGACGGCGCCAACUACGACAUAGCCGUCGGUAACCUAGACAAAGAUGGAAACUGGCACUACUCCUAUUACAAAAAAAACGAUGGCAUGGGGAUAUUGAUAGAUGUCACAAUCAAGAUGCUAUUCAGAAAUGUCCAGUUCGAAGAGCUAUUCAAAACUUCCAGAGAUCCAGUGAUUACAACUGAUGAGCCCCUGUUCAUGAAAAGCUUCUCAUUCAAUGGGAGAAGAAAUGCCUCGCUCAAACAACUGGAAGUUAACGGAACCCGCUUCUUAUUGGAAUCCGUCUCCAAUGGGUACUAUAAAAAUGCAAAGGAAGUAACACUCACAGACAGAGGAGCAUGUAUGCGUUGUAGGAAUGGGAUGGCUCUCACCUCCAUUUAUUCCUACAUGCUAAACGGCCAGGCACAUAUGAUUGUGUCACUAAGAGAUGGGGAUGUAGUACAACACAACAAAUACACCGCAGCUGAAAACCAACCUAGUGUCUACCAAAUUGUACCUUACACAUCGAAAGACCACCAAAACAUUGUCAUUUCUCUAAACUGCUUUGACCUUAACCCCAGAGCCAAGGUGGCAAUUGUAAGCGCAGAGAAUAUUGGUGUAGAAGGCAUUUUGUAUGGUCUUAAUGUCAAAAAAUUCGGUGAUGUCAGCCUUGUCAAGGUGCCUAAAAGGGGUGUAGACACCAUAUUGUUGAUUGGAACCAACGAGGUGCUCCUUAGAGCUGACGCAAAUCAUACUCUAACUAUAUUGGUUCAUGGUGAAGGGGUCUCCGCAGACAUCUCUUCGGAAAAGGGUAGCAUAAUCUCGCGUACAAUAGUGACGCCAAAUGUCAAGGACGGCAGAAUUCACGACAUCCUUCACCUAUAA
Messenger RNA from Babesia sp. Xinjiang, 2382 nucleotides. RefSeq lists its product as uncharacterized. NCBI's taxonomy places the organism in Eukaryota, Apicomplexa, Aconoidasida, Piroplasmida, Babesiidae. The transcript has a single exon. The coding region runs from base 1 to 2382 and encodes 793 amino acids. The record is from RefSeq and is a predicted model, not a curated record.